AUGGCAUCCGUCGGAGACUCGGACGCCGCCUGCGGAGCAGGACCUAGCGCCGUCGGACGCCGCCUGCGGAGCAGGACCGAGCGCCGUCGGACGACGGCGGGGAUCAUGCGCGGCCUGAGCCAAACGCCCCCGUGCCAGGCCGCCCAGGAGCCGGACGUGUCUCUCUGGCGGCCUGCCGCCGGCGGAGGAGCUCACCGAGGGGACGACACGCUGGUGCCGGAGCUGCCAGCAGAGCCCCUCCUGGGCUCCCCAAGUCCGGAUGACAUGAGAUUCGCGAGCGAGGUGGGCCAGGUGCCAGUCCACUUGGGGCGAGUUGGACCCGAGGAACCAGAGAUGUUGCGGAUACCAGUUCGUGCCGACGACCGGGAGAUGCUGGCCCUGGUGGACACCGCAGCCAGCCAAUCCUUCGUCGCGGCUCACCUGGUCGCCGAGGAGGAGGUGGUACCGCGCCCGGAGCAGGUGCAGCUGGCCAUCAGGGACACAAAAACGACGGCGAGGGGCACAACCCAGGUAACACUGAAAAUUGUUGGUCAUGUCAGUCGCAUCGAGGCCUGGGUGGUCCCCGACCUGCGCGAGGGGCUGAUCUUGGGAGCACCAUGGCUGCACGAGGUCGACGCCGCUGUGAAGGUGCGGGCCGGACGGAUGCACUUCGGCACCCGCGGGCGCUGGACGGUGUACGGCAUCCACCAGAGCCCCCCUCCCCCUCCUCAGUCAGUCACCCGCCUGGAGGACCUCCGGCACAACGUCCCGGCAGAGUAUGCUGACGCCAUCAGUCGGGCCCUCGUGUCCCGACCUCAGGUAUUUGCGGCAGCGGACCGGUUAAGGCGCACGACGAUGACGGAGCACAGUAUCCCUAUGGUGCCGCACCGCCCGCCGUUUGAGAGGGUGCAUGGGUUCGGGCCCCGGGAGCGCGAGGCGAUCCAGUCCCAGGUGGACGAGAUGCUGCGCGACGGGGUCAUCGAGCCCAGCACCUCCCCAUAUAACUCGAGGGUGGUGCUGGCCACUAAGGACGGGAGUUUACGCUUUUGUGUAAACUUUAAGGCCGUCAACAGACUGACGAUCCCCUUCCCCCCCCCCCCGCAGAUAAACAUCACUGACGCCUUGGCCGGGCUGGGGGACACAAAAAUUUUCACGACGCUGGACCUGAAGUCGGGCUACUGGCAGGUGCCGGUAUGCCCCGCCGACCGUCCGAAGACGGCGUUCACUGCGCCAGACGGUCGGCGGUACCAGUUCUGUGCCAUGCUGUUCGGGCUCAUGGACGCCCCGGCCACGUUCCAGUCUAUGAUGGUGCGCGUCCUGGACGGGCUGGCCAGACACGGACUGACUUGUGCCCCGAACAAGUGUCACAUCGGGGCUGAGGAGAUCGUGUUCCUGGGGCACCAGGUGACGGCGGAGGGGUGCCGUCCGCGUCCUGCCCAGCUGGAACUCAUCGAGGAGAAGCAGGCGCCGAAGACCAGGAAGCAGCUCCAAAAGCUUAUGGGACUGCUGAACUGGCUGCGGUCUUUUGUGCCAGACUUCGCGACGAUCACGGCCCCGAUGACUGACCUGUUGUCGCCGAAGGCCAAGUUCCGGUGGACGCCCGCCGCGGACAAGGCCCUGCGCCAGGUCAAUGACCGUUUCCGGAACUGUCACACGCUGUCGUGA
Messenger RNA from Bacillus rossius redtenbacheri, 1644 nucleotides. RefSeq lists its product as uncharacterized. The record is from RefSeq and is a predicted model, not a curated record. The coding region runs from base 1 to 1644 and encodes 547 amino acids. Lineage: Eukaryota; Metazoa; Arthropoda; Insecta; Phasmatodea; Bacillidae. The transcript is spliced from 3 exons.